CCCAAUAUCAUGUAACGUUAAAUGGCUACGUUAUCUUAUCUCCUUGGUGUUACGUCGAUUUUUUUCCGUACAUGAUUCAUGAUUACAGCUAGAAGGAGACUUGGUUGAUGUCUGAGUUCUGCUAUAAAUAAACUACAAUAAGCAACAUCGCUUCCAAUCGAUUUCUGAAACUAGUGUGAACCACUAUGGAUUAACUAUAAUUAACUAUACAACAACAAGUGUGUUUUUGUGACAACAAUGAUGGAUGGGAGUAAAGUUACCUGGCGGGAGCGGCCACUAUGAAAUGCAUUUUGACUUGUUGACAUGAUAGAACAAUGGAAAAUAGACUGAUGUCGUAAGUGCAGAAGAAAAAGGGCACUGGAAAGUGUGGCGUCAUUUGACGUGUAGUUUUAGGAUAUUAUGUAUUCGAGCAGUGUGACGUUCAAGUUCAUAGUUAUAUUGUCUGUUCUGACGAUACUCAAUAUGGCGUUUUUUGGAAUAACCUGGCAUAAGAAGAGUCAGUACUACGCAUGCUCAGUGGACAAUGUGAUAGAUGGUACGGCGAUGUAUAUCCGCAAAAAUGGCGCGCUCUCAUUGGAAGAAACUUUGCCGGAGUCGUGUAGGAAGUUUGAAGACAAAACGGACACAGAAGAAUCGUUUAACACUGCAGUAAAAAAGCUGGUCGAUUUCUGUAGAUCGACCAAUAAAAGUAGUAAAACCGCUGCUGCUAAUAUUUCAAAUCCUGUGAUAAUUCUGUUUACAACAUGGCCACGAGAUGCCUCCAAAGAUCAUAUCCAUACGUUAACAUUACGAAACUGGGCAAACCUUAAACCGAAAGUGGAAGUUGUUGUAUUCACAAAUUCUACAGAAGACGAAAAACUUGCAAAAUCAUUUGGUGCUAGAACGUUGCCCAUCCUGCGUCACGCAGGUGGUGGUGCUCCAGUUCUUAAGUGGAUGUUUCUAACUGUUAUGAAAACACACCCUUCUUCCAAACUUUUUGGCUAUGUAAAUGCGGAUAUUCUGUUUACAAAUAAACUAACAGAUACACUAGAGGCAGUUUUACGAAUAAAAAAUACGUCAAAACCUAUAUUUCUUGUUGGACGUCGCAUAAAUGUGGAACAUGUUUUACCAAAUGAAACCGAUUCAUUUUCAAGUUUGGAAAAGAUUUCAAAAGAAAGAGGCAAGUUAUUUUAUCCAAAUGCGGAAGAUUAUUUUAUAACCAAUGCAGCUUUCCCUUGGAAAAAGAUUAUUGACGUCGUUAUAGGACGUUUAGCCUACGAUAAUUGGAUUGUUGGUCACGUGAUAUGUAACAUGCGCAUUGACGUCAUUGAUCUAUCUGAAACGGUUCUUGCUGUGCACCAAACAACCAAAAACGGCGGAAAUUAUGAGGGGUUCAAGAAUAAACAUGCCCACUAUAAUAACGCACUUUUCAAAAAGUUAAGAAUCAUUCCAAUAUUUGAAACCGGUUUCACAAUAUGUUCUCAGGAAUUGACAAAGUAUAAUUUAUGUGGUGAUAUUUAUGUAUUUAAAAGACAGUCGUUUUGGGAAAAGUGUAAAUGCCCAACGACAGUUUUGUUCUAGUGCGUUUUUAGAUACAUGAAUUGCCUUGUACUUAAAGCAAAACUUUAUGUGUAAUUUCAUUUACGGGUUAUGUGACAGUGUGAAGUCAAACCUGUGGUAUUUACAAUAGAUGCAGAAAACUUG
This is a messenger RNA of Mercenaria mercenaria, 1683 nucleotides long. RefSeq lists its product as uncharacterized. The transcript has 2 exons. The coding region runs from base 400 to 1560 and encodes 386 amino acids. NCBI's taxonomy places the organism in Eukaryota, Metazoa, Mollusca, Bivalvia, Venerida, Veneridae. The record is from RefSeq and is a predicted model, not a curated record.